Messenger RNA from Ixodes scapularis (black-legged tick), 1497 nucleotides. Its product is annotated as 4-coumarate--CoA ligase 1-like. The transcript is spliced from 9 exons. The record is from RefSeq and is a predicted model, not a curated record. The coding region runs from base 1 to 1497 and encodes 498 amino acids. NCBI's taxonomy places the organism in Eukaryota, Metazoa, Arthropoda, Arachnida, Ixodida, Ixodidae. Gene Ontology annotation, molecular function: CoA-ligase activity.
AUGUCAAGCUCGAAUGUUGAUUCUCAGCAGACCAUUACCGCCAAUGAUCUCUUAAAGAAGAUACAAAGGUACGCUUUUGGGUUUCAACAACAUGGCUUGAAGCCUGGCUCGAGGGUAUGCACCCAACUCCGGAACACCAUCGAUAACAUAGCCGCAGGACUGGCGGUUGUAUUUGCUGGAGGGACACUUGUUAUGGCGAAGACCUCCUACGUUGCAAGGGAAGUAAUAUACACAAUUCGAGACAGCGAAUGCGAUUACAUCCUAACAGACAAGGAUACAGCUCCAAAUAUUCUCAAAAUUACCAUGCCGUCAACCAUUAAGGAGCUGUUUUGUGUUGGAAGAGUUCCCGGAUUCAUUGACGUCCUCGAGUUCCAAGACUACUCGGAGGCUGGUCUGAAACCCCACGUGCCUGAUGACACCACAGAGGAGGUCGUCGUGAUGCUGUACACGUCCGGAACCACGGGCCUCCCGAAAGCCGUGCAAAUCUCCCACAAAGCUUACGUCUCCUCCUACCGUGCUUUAAUGGCUUCAGGCAUGUUUGCUGAAGAUGACAUUAUGCUUGCUUGGAAUCCCUUCACUCACGCCUCUGGGUUCGUUGUCGACACCAUCUGCGUGUGCCUGGGAGUAACGGUGAUAAUUACGGAGCAUUCCCUAUCGUGCAAAGAUUUCUUGGAGACUCUCUCUACACAUCAAAUAUCCGUGCUUUUUGCAACUUCUGAAAGGCUACGGGAGAUUGUCAACGAAGCGAGAACGAACAACCAUCCAGCAGUGGGUCUAAAGAAGAUCAUAGUCGGAGGGACGAUGAUCACAGAAUCUUUAGGAAGAGAGCUAUGCGAGUUCUUUGGCGUGAGCUCGUUUGUAAACUUCUACGGCUUGACUGAAACAUUUCCUUUUAUAAGCUGCACUCCUCCCGGAAACAUCUGCAUGGACAACGUCGGCGUUCCUUGCGCUGGCACCAAAGUCAAGAUCCUCGACCUCUACAGCGGAGAUUCUCUCGGCCCCUAUCGAAAAGGCGAGAUCGUGGUUCAGAGCAAAACCCUAAUGAAGGGCUACUACGGUCGUCCGGAAGCUACUCAAGAAGUCCUGAGCAGUGAUGGCUGGCUUCGCACGGGGGAUCUUGGGUACUAUGACAGUAAUGGAAAGAUCUACUUCGUAGAUCGCAUCAAGCAGAUGAUAAAAUGUAUGGGGAACAUUGUAACUCCUGCCGAGUUGGAAGAAAUUUUGACCACACACGAGGCUGUUUUGGAAGCCGCUGUGGUCGGCAUACCCAGUUCGAAGUACGGGGAGGCUCCGGUCGCUUGUGUCGUUGUCAAGGAAACCCAGGAAAAAAGCCUAGACAUUCUGGAACAAGAACUGAAAGAACUUGUAGCAGGUCAAACAUCGACCUUCAAGCAUCUCUACGGCGGUGUGGUUUUUAUAAAUUCUCUACCAAAAUCAGAAAACGGGAAGAUUCUGAGGCAGGAGUUGAAGUCGAGGAUAUUGUCCGGAAAUGUCUAG